AUGGACUCCCAGAAGACCCCGGCGCAACCGACAGCGUACGGCAAGCGGCUCUUCGUCGACAUCAUCGAUGAUCGGGCCCGGAACGAGCCCCACCGCGAAUGGGUAUCCAUCCCCAACUCCUCCGACCCUAAGGACGGGUGGAAGAAAAUCACGUACAAGCAAGCAGCCAACGCCAUCAACAGAGUCGCCCACAAGCUCGUCAAUGUCGCCGGCCUCCCAGCUGACGGGGAAUUUCCCACCGUCGCCUACAUCGGCCCGAACGAUGUCCGCUACCUCGUCUUCGCGCUCGGCGUCAUCAAGGCCGGCUACAAGGCCCUCUUUAUCUCGCCGCGCAACACACUCGAGGGCCAGCUCAACCUGUUCGAGCAGACUGACUGCCACUUCAUCUGGUUCGACGCGGCGUACAAGGACACGGUCCAGUCCUGGUUGCAGGAACGAGACAUGCGCGCCUUCAUGACGUUCCCCGUCGCAGGAUGGUUUUCCGAGGAGCACGUCGAGCCGUAUCCCUAUAACAAGACGUUCGAGCAGGCUGAGUGGGAUCCAUGGGUGGUUCUGCACACCAGCGGCAGCACGGGGCUUCCCAAACCCAUCGUAGUGAGACAGGGGAUGUUGGCAAUCGGCGAUAAGUACCACAAUCUUGGCGAAUGGAAGGGCAGGAGAAUCUGGGUCGACGAGAUUUCGCGCAGAUCGAAAAGAAUCCUGAAUCCGAUGCCCAUGUACCAUGCCGCUGGCCUCUACCUCUCGUCACUCAUGGUGCACUACUGGGACCUUCCGAUAGCCUUCGGCAUCGGUGACCGCCCGCUCUCGGCGGACAUGGCUGUGGAAUGCCUCAGGUGUUCGGACACAGACGCGGUGUUCUUGCCACCCGCGAUCCUCGAGGAACUGAGCCAGUUGGAAGAAGGCGUCGCUGCGCUGAAGCAGCUUAAACUGGUGUGCUUUGGUGGUGGCAACCUUGCUGGGGAAGCAGGGGACAGGCUGGUAAAUAGGGGCGUGACAUUGAUGAACCUCAUAUCGGCCACAGAAUUUACCCCCUUUCCCUUCUAUUGGCAGCCGGACCAAAAGCUCUGGCGAUACUUCAUCUUCAACUCAGAGCUGUUCGGCUGUGAGUGGAGGGAGUCGGCUGAGCCGAACGUGUAUGAGCUGGUCGUCGUGCGGAAGGACAAGCACCCCGGCUAUCAGGGAUUCUUCUACACCUUCCCCGACGCCAACGAGUACAGGACGAAAGACCUGUACAUGCCGCAUCCGUCGCUGCCAGACCACUGGAUCUACCACGGGCGAGCCGACAACAUCAUCGUCUUCUCCAACGGCGAGAAACUCAAUCCCGUCGAUAUCGAAGUGCGGAUGAUGGAUCACCCCGGAGUCAAGGGCGCGUUGGUGGUCGGCAGCAACCGCUUCCAGCCGGCGCUCAUUCUCGAGCCAGCGCAGCACCCCGGGAGCGAAAAGGAGGUCAAGGAGUUCAUCGACAGCGUCUGGCCCCUGGUGGUCAAGGCCAACAAAGAAACGGUCGCCCACGGCCAGAUCGGGCGGCAGAUGAUUGGGCUGUCAAAACCAGACAUGCCCUUCCUCCGAACGAGCAAGGGAACCAUCCAACGCGCGGCCACCGUGCGGAUGUACAAGGACGAGAUCGACAAGCUCUACGAACGGGCUGGCGAGGUCGCGUCGUCUGAGGCACCGAAGAUGGACCUUCGGUCGAGGGAGGCACUGACGCAGUCCAUCGAGACGCUCUUCGAGAAGUGGCUGCACGCGCCCAAGCUGGAGCCGGACACGGACUUCUUCACGGCGGGCAUCGACUCGAUGCAGGUCAUCAACGCGUCCCGGCUGCUCCGGGCCGGCCUGGAAGCCGCGGGCGUCCGGGUGGACGCUUCGGCCCUUGCGACGCGGGUCAUCUACGGCCACCCAACCGCGAGGCGGCUAGCGGAAUACCUGUUCUCGGUCGUGAACAAGGACAGCCAGGACGCCACCACCGGCGAGGCCGAGCAGGAAGAUCACGCGAUGGAAGCCAUCCUGCAGAAGUACACCCGCGACAUGCCGCCGGCGCGCGAAGAUAAGCCGCCGCCGGCAGACGAGGGCCAGGUGAUCGUCAUCACGGGCACCACGGGCGCGCUGGGGUCGUACAUGCUGGACUUGGCGCUGUCGUCGCCGCGCGUCAAGAAGGUCAUCUGCCUCAACCGGUCCGACGACGCCGAGACGCGACAGAGCAAGGGCAACGCCGAGCGCGGCCUCAGCACCGACUUCUCCAAGGCCGAGUUCCUCCGCGCCGACAUGUCCCGCUCCGACCUGGGGCUCGGCCGGGAGACGUACGACCGGCUGCUGGGCGAGGUCGACCGCGUGAUCCACAACCAGUGGCCCGUCAACUUCAACAUGCCGGUCGAGUCGUUCGAGCCGCACAUCCGCGGCGUGCGCAACCUGGCCGACUUCAGCUGCCGCGCGGCGAAGCGCGUGCCCGUCGUGUUCAUCUCGUCCAUCGGCGCGGUCGACGCGUGGACCGCGCCGGAGCCGGUGCCCGAGCGGCCGCUGCACGACCUCGGCCUCAGCCGCGGCGGCUACGGCCGCUCCAAGCUCGUCAGCAGCCUCGUCCUGGAGCGGGCCAGCGAGGUGUCGGGCGUGCCCGCUGAGAUCAUCCGCGUCGGGCAGAUCGCCGGGCCCAGCAGCGCCAAGGGCGCCUGGAACCGGCAGGAGUGGCUGCCCAGCAUCAUCGCCAGCUCGCUGUAUCUGGGCGUGCUGCCCGACAGCCUCGGGCGCAUGUCGACGGUCGACUGGACGCCGAUCGAGGGCAUCGCGAAGUUGGUGCUCGAGGUGUCGGGCGUGACCUGCAGCGUGCCGCUCGAGGACAUCAACGGGUACUUCCACGGGACCAACCCGGCCACGACAGAGUGGGCGACGCUGGCGCAGGCGGUCCGGGAGUUUUACGGCGACCGCAUCAAGAAGCUGGUCAGCCUGGACGAGUGGGUCGCCGCGCUGGAGGAGAGCCAGGCCCGCACCGAGGACAUCAGCAAGAACCCGGGUGUCAAGCUGCUGGACACGUACAAGGCGUGGGCGAAGGCGGCGAGGGAGGGCCAGCGCUACGUCGCCAUGGACACGGCGCGGACGACAAGCUGCAGCCCGACGAUGCGUGAGAUGAAGGCGAUCACGCCGGAGCUGAUGAAGAACUGGUGCAGACAGUGGGGGUUCUGA
Thermothielavioides terrestris NRRL 8126 is the source of this 3174-nucleotide messenger RNA. RefSeq lists its product as uncharacterized. NCBI's taxonomy places the organism in Eukaryota, Fungi, Ascomycota, Sordariomycetes, Sordariales, Chaetomiaceae. The transcript has 5 exons. The record is from RefSeq and is a predicted model, not a curated record. Bases 1 to 3174 code for a protein of 1057 amino acids. Gene Ontology annotation, molecular function: phosphopantetheine binding.